Molecule: messenger RNA, 3012 nt
Organism: Plasmodium gonderi
Lineage: Eukaryota; Apicomplexa; Aconoidasida; Haemosporida; Plasmodiidae
Product: BSD-domain protein
Exons: 1
Coding region: 1-3012 (1003 amino acids)
Source: RefSeq, a predicted model, not a curated record
AUGUAUUCCCUAUGGAAAGAAGUGAGUGAUCAGAUAAAAAAAAAAGCAGAAGAUUUAAAUAACAGCAUUCAAGAAUUCAACACAAACAAUGAGGAGGUGUCACAAAGUUGUUACAAUGAAGAUAGUAUGAACAGUGAACAAACGGGACAAGUUCAUAUGCAAGAUAUCAGCAUAAAACACUGCAUACAGGAAAAAUUACAUAUCAUAAAUGACAAGUACAUAAAUAAGAAGGAUUUUCCUGAACUACAGUAUUAUAAUGAAAAGAUUGUCAGCGGAUUUAACAAUUUUAAGAAGAUAGUGGGAGAAAUUUACAAUGAUAAGUUGAAUAGCUUAAUCCUGGAUGACAUGAGCACUGGGGUUGGAAGUGGGAGUGGAGGCAGGAGUGGAGGCAGGAGUGGAGGCAGGAUUGGAGGCAGGAGUGGAGGCGGGAUUGGAGGCAGGAGUGGAGGCGGGAUUGGAAGCAGCAUUGGCACAGGGGGAGAAAAAAUUUACCUGUCCAAAAUUGUUCCAUGGAAAAAGGGAGACAUUAUGAUUUCCAAAAUUUAUCGAAAAAAAUAUGAAGAGGGAUUUCCCAUUAAUUUACCUGAUCAAAAUUUAAAUAAAUAUGUAUACCAGAAAAUUUUAAAAUUAAACUUGGAUGGAAAUAAAAUUAGAAACACUAAUAUUUUGCAGAAUUAUAAUUUUAAUUGGCUAAAAAAAAAAGAACAAAGUGAAAAAAUUUUACUUGAUGAUCCAAAUUUAGAAAAUACCAAAAAAAAUUUAGUCCCGUUCUACAUGUCCGAAAUGGAUUUCUGGAAAUCCUAUUUCUUCAACAUAGAUAUUAUAUACAAUGAAAUUGCAGACGAUAUUUACUUAAGUAAGAAAAAAUUCCCCACAGGAAUUGAGGGCUUGAAUUUUGUACCUCUUCCAAAUGCAGGAAAUGUUGAGCAUGUAGCAUCAUCUAAUGAGGUGAACAAUAUAUUAUCAUUAUUCACUAUGGAAGAAAAAGCAAUAAAUUUAAAAUCAAAAAAUGAAUAUAUGCUUAAAAGGAACGAAUUUUCUAAACAAGGUAUGGAACCCGUUGAAGAGUACAUAUCUAUCAAGAAGAUAGAAAAUGAGUCAAACUCCAAAAGUUUAAAUAAAAUGUGUGAUAUUAACAUGAAUACAGAAGGAAACGAAAGGACAUUGGGUACUAUGUCAAGUUGUCUAAAUUUACAAAAUUCUAAUAAUCAAGAUUGGAUAAGUUAUAACGGACAUUUAAAUAAACCGAGUGAAGAAACUAGGCAAAAUAAAAAAGAUGGAGAUGCUUUCUUACAUAACUGUUCACACGUACGGAAUGGCAAAUCGAGUGAUCUCUACAAAUCAGACGAUCCUACUAAAUCAGACUAUCCUAACAAAUCAGACGAUUUUGACAAAUCAAACGAUCUUACCAUAUCAAAAGAUCUUACCAAAUCAAACGAUCUUACCAAAUCAAACGAUCUUACCAAAUCAAACGAUCUUACCAAAAGAGAGGACGAAGCAAACCCCGUCAUUUCAAGCUUAUCAUUUGAUGACCAAUGUCAAAUGACGAGAACAAAAAUUAACGGACUGAAUAUUUAUAUGGACAAUGACAUAUAUAUAAAUCUUCGAGAAAAAUCAGAAACUUUUAAAUCCCUAUUUGUGAAUGACAACGAGAAGCAUGAUAGAGGCAUAAAAGAGGAUCCAGUUAUGUAUGACCAUCUAGAACAUGUAAACGAUUCAUUAUUUGCACCCCUUAAGGAUCCAUUUGACGAAGGAAAGUCAGUAGAACUCUCUGGUUAUACCAUGGAGUAUAAAGAAAAGGCAAAUUAUAAUGCAGAAUUGGAUUGUAACACCAAAAUGAAAGAACAUAGUAAAAUCCAUCUCAACACCUUGACCAUUUCAGAGAACAAUAUAAAUUUUUUGGAUUACAUUGAAGAAGAAAAUAAAAAGGUGUACGGGGAAGAAAAAUCUAGCAAUAAUGCUGAACAUAAGCCUGUAUGUUCUGAUGAAAUGGAUCAUAAAAAGGGAGUUGAUAUACUUUUGAGUACCAACUGGCAUGACACAAGUGACGUAUAUGUUUCUAAAAGUAGUGAAGAAAACAAUCAUUUAAACAAGGAUUUGUAUCAAGAGGACGCGAUGUGUAGUAAUGUGCGAAAGCAAGACAACAAAGAGGAGAAAGAAGAAAAGGAUGAACGGGAGAAAGAAGAAAAGGGGGAAGGGAAAAAAAUUUCUUCGUGUAAUAACCUGAAAAAAGUGAAAGAGAACGAAGAGUUGGACAAGUGUGUGCAGCUUGCACAGGAAGGAUUUGCAACGAAAGAACAGAAGACUUCACAUGAUUCAUUAUUUAUCAAUUGUGCAAAUGAGAGGAAUGGUUGUACAAAAUCGGACAGUGAGGAAAAUGAAGGUAAUAGAAACUGUUAUGAUAAGAUAAAAAAUGAUCCCAUUUUUUUAGAAAAAAAUAAAAGUAAUACAUUGUAUAAUAAAGCAAGCAGUAGUAGUGAAGAUGUUGAAGCUGUAGAUGCCUUAAUCAACACUACAAAUGAUUUGAACGAACGUAACAAUAGUAGUAGUGUGUCUAAUGAGGUAAAUAAUCUUGAAGAUGUAGAGAAGGAUAUUAAUGAUUGUUAUCAAAGCCAAAUGUUACAUAGUUUUAGUUCAAAAGGGUGUACGAUUAAUUCAACAGAGGAAGAAGAAUCUCAAGAUAAUAAUGACUUCACUAACAGAGGAAAGGUAUUGAGACAGGAAAGCUAUACAAAGAGCUAUGUUUACCAAUCCACUGAAACUGAACCAAAUGAUACAAUGGAAAAAUCAAUUGAUCAAAUUGAAAUACGUAGCGAUAUAGAUGUUACAAACGAAUCCAUAGAUGUGUCAAGCUGCUGGAAGACAAAAGGAGACGCAAAAAAUAUGUUAAAAGAAAAUGAUAUAAGUAUUGAUGAAUUAAAUUUUGCAGACGAAUUUGAAUUUGAUAUAGAUUCAAAUAAAUUUAACGCACAAGAGUUGGAAGAAUUUGAAAAGGAUCUUUUAAAUGCUUAG